CCAAAACGGGGACACGCUAGAUGGUGCCCCUGCGCUGCUGCCACCGCUUCGCCCUCCUGCGCCUGUUCUCCUUCCUCUCCAUGGCGGCGUCCCAGCAACCCGGCAAAACCCUCCUCCGCCCCAACCCCUCGCCUUCCCCCGCCGGCUCGGCGCCCAAGAGGUCCAGGACGAUGGCCACGGACACGGCGGCGGCGGCGGCGGCUGGUCCUCCGGCCUCCAAGGGAUGCCCGGCGAUGAAGGCCGAGUUCGCUAAGCACGCCGAGUACCUCAAUGCCCUGAAUGAUAAGAGAGAAAGGCUUGUGAAAGCAAGUCGGGAUAUUACAAUGAAUAGCAAAAAGGUCAUCUUUCAGGUUCACAGAAUCAGUAAAGUUAACAAGGAAGAGGUUCUGUCCAAGGCAGAAAAUGAUCUUGCUGCAGUGGUUAACCAAUACAUUGGAAAGUUAGUAAAAGAAUUACAAGGAACUGACUUCUGGAAGCUCAGAAGAGCCUACACCUUUGGUGUACAAGAAUAUGUCGAAGCUGCAACGCUAUGUAGAUUUUGCAAGACUGGCACACUAUUAAGUCUUGCUGAAAUCAAUGCUUCUUUACUAGCACUAAGUGAUAAAUCUGUUGAGCCCUUACAAAUAAAUGUACUUGACUAUCUUUUAGGGGUUGCUGAUUUGUCAGGAGAGCUAAUGAGGCUUGCGAUAGGCCGAAUAUCUGAUGGGGAAGUUGAAUAUGCAAAAAAGAUCUGUGCAUUUGUGCGUGACAUUUACAGGGAGCUGACCCUUGUGGUGCCUCUAAUAGAUGACAAUAGCGAGAUGAAGAAGAAAAUGGAGGUUAUGCUGCAAAGUGUUGUGAAAAUAGAGAACGCUUGCUUCAGUGUUCAUGUGAGAGGUUCUGAGUACAUUCCUCUACUUGGAUCAUCUGCAGAUCCAUACUCCUUUUUUGGUGCCUCAGACUUUGACCAAUGAAGGCUCGAAGCAAGAGUGCCUAACUGAGUGUUAAAUGAGCAACUUCCGAAGAGAAUAGUUAUGUCAAGGCUAGUUUUAGGUUCCAUCCUGUUUAUUGUUUUAUUUUAUUGCAGGUUUAUGUUGCACGCCCUAGAGUCUGCAAAUCUUGGCUCUACCUGGUAAUCUUGAGAAUCAUGUUGCAAGACUGCCUUUUGUGUUUAAAUUGUGGCUGUUGACGGCAGCCUUCUUGGCCUGCGCCAACAUGAUGCUAUUACUGCGGUCAAACUACUGAGUAUGUCAUGGUCACCAUUCGCCAA
Molecule: messenger RNA, 1249 nt
Organism: Panicum hallii
Lineage: Eukaryota; Viridiplantae; Streptophyta; Magnoliopsida; Poales; Poaceae
Product: translin-associated protein X
Exons: 7
Coding region: 21-953 (310 amino acids)
Cellular component (GO): nucleus; cytoplasm
Molecular function (GO): sequence-specific DNA binding; RNA endonuclease activity; RNA binding
Source: RefSeq, a predicted model, not a curated record